AUGUCUGACAACCAGGACUUACCCAGCUUCGACUCCAUCUACACACAUCUGACCACAACACACGGCUUCACAGUGAUACCGCGAAAGUCGCCACAGCCUCACGAACGAGCGACAUCCCAUGCCAUUGCUGAACUCUCUAUCCAUCCUACUCUGGAGGCACUUCUACAUAUCUUGAACUCUGACCUCCCGAGCGCGCAUUUUCUCUGCCGCCACAUGCAGAACGCGCCAGCGUGGGAAGGCAUGUACAUUCACGGCCUCCUGCAUCGGGUCGAAGGCGACAUGGAAAAUGCCAAGGCUUGGUAUGGCGAUGUUGCUCAUUCUGAGUGCUUUCAGUACGCUUGGCCUGAGGGGUUGGAGAAAGCCAGGUCGUUUCUGGACGAUGUGAAAGCGGUUAAGGACUCGCCAACUUGCCCUCAGGAUCUACAGCAGCUCAGUAGACAGGAGAUCGACCGCCUGGCUGAGUGGUGCAAACGGCGUUUUGGUGUAGCAAGACUUGAGGAUGCUACGGAAGCGUGGGUCGAGCCUGGUGAGAAGCACCGUGAGAUGGCGGCGAAGAUGGUUGGUCGUGGCUUUCCAGAUGUCCGCGCGAACGGGGCCAACUUUGCAGAUUACUGGUACAAAUGGCAGAUCCUUGAUUCUGGAACCAGCACUUCGGCACCAGUCUGGGGCUCCGUUGCCGUCCUGCUCAACGCCGAACGAGCGGCCGUGGGAAAGAGUCCGGCAGGUUUUAUUCAGACUGUGUUGCAUCAACACCGAGAGGUCUUCCACGAUAUCCGAAGUGGCUCCAAUCAAGGCUGCGAUACCGAUGGCUUCGCCGCGGUCGAGGGAUGA
Molecule: messenger RNA, 831 nt
Organism: Saxophila tyrrhenica
Lineage: Eukaryota; Fungi; Ascomycota; Dothideomycetes; Mycosphaerellales; Extremaceae
Exons: 2
Coding region: 1-831 (276 amino acids)
Biological process (GO): proteolysis
Molecular function (GO): serine-type endopeptidase activity; tripeptidyl-peptidase activity
Source: RefSeq, a predicted model, not a curated record